Messenger RNA from Klebsormidium nitens, 1684 nucleotides. NCBI's taxonomy places the organism in Eukaryota, Viridiplantae, Streptophyta, Klebsormidiophyceae, Klebsormidiales, Klebsormidiaceae. The record is from the annotation of a GenBank genome assembly.
CACCGCCGGACGCGCAGUUGCCCGGGGAUUGAACUUCGAUUCAAUAGCUUAUUUGACUACUUCACUGAUUUCACUUUGCGGCCUCGCUAGCUGCUUCGCAGCCUUGUUUCUGCCAUGCUCUGCCAAGUCACAAGUGCCCUGCGGCGGCCCCUGCCACACCAGCUCAGCUGAGGUCCACCCAGGAGGUUUGCUGCAGCACCAGAAGAGCCAGUGGAGGAGGGCCCGUUCGAGCUGGAAAAGCGGGAGGUUCCGAGGUUUCGAUUCUGGAAGCAGGAUUAUCAGAUGCACGGAUUGGAGGAUGCAAGGAAUUAGGAGGUGCUGCACUUGAGGCCAGCAAUUUUCGUAGGCGGUCUUUGUCUACCUGCUCAUACUCUGCCACUUGCUCAAAGCAGUGCCAAUUGUCGAGGCAAGCCAGUGAUGUGGCUUGAUCCAUGAUCAGAAAGACUUGAAUUAUCUCUCCAAGUAGUUCCUGUGGUUGUAAAAAUGUUCGGCUCACGGGGUUUGGCUGGUCUGAUUAAACAUGCUGUGCGAGGAAUAGAAGCUUCUCGGACAUAUGCCAGCAGCACAGGAAAGCCGGCUGUUUUUGUGGAUAAAAGCACAAGGGUGAUUUGCCAGGGGAUCACCGGCAAGAAUGGAACUUUCCACACGGAGCAGGCAAUUGACUACGGAACGAAGAUGGUGGGUGGCGUCAACCCCAAGAAGGGCGGCACUGAGCACCUCGGCCUGCCCAUCUUCAAGAGUGUCCAAGAAGCCAAGGCGGAGACGCAGUGUGAUGCCAGCGUGAUCUACGUCCCUCCCCCCUUUGCUGCUGCUGCGAUCAUGGAGGCCAUUGAAGCGGAGUUGGAUCUGGUGGUCUGCAUCACGGAGGGCAUCCCGCAGCACGACAUGGUGCGGGUGAAAGCGGCGCUCCUGAAGCAGAACAAGACCCGGUUGAUUGGCCCCAAUUGCCCCGGGAUCAUCAAGCCAGGGGAGUGCAAGAUCGGAAUCAUGCCAGGGUACAUCCACAAACCAGGGCGUGUCGGCAUUGUCUCGAGAUCAGGAACGCUCACCUACGAAGCAGUGUUUCAAACAACUCAGGUCGGGCUAGGCCAGUCUACGUGCGUUGGGAUCGGAGGAGACCCGUUCAAUGGGACCAACUUCGUUGACUGCUUGGAAAAGUUUGUGAAGGACCCCCAGACCGAAGGGAUCAUCUUGAUUGGUGAGAUUGGAGGGCAGGCAGAGGAGGACGCUGCAGAUUUCAUCAAGGAAAGUGGCACCACGAAGCCCAUUGUCUCCUUCAUUGCGGGGCUUACCGCACCUCCAGGGCGCAGGAUGGGACAUGCGGGAGCAAUCAUUGCUGGUGGCAAGGGUACAGCUACUGAUAAGAUUAAGGCUUUGGAGAGCGCUGGAGUCACAGUCAGCAGGUCGCCCGCAAAGCUUGGUACCACCAUGCUGCAAUUGUUCAAAGAUCGUGGGUUGCUCAAUGAGUAGGUGGCUGGAUAGCUUCCAUCGAUACGUUUGUCGGAACGCCUUUAGCACGUAUGUUUGUACAUGUUUUUAGUGCAACGAAUCUUCUAACUCUUGCACGUUCUCGGUAGUCUUGAUAGUCCAAGUUGGAGCGUGAUUCUUCUUAUAAGCAAUCCAAUUAUGUGCCAUAUGAGCUCGAAUCAUUGCCAUCUUAAUUGCAAAGAACCGUAUAUGCCAU